GAACCUCUGGUCCUCUGGCAGUUUCCAGCGGGCGCUUCCUUGCUUUGAUCAGUAGGGGUCGUGCAGUGUCAGUGUUUGUACUUUCAUAGAGUCAGAUCUAAAUGGGGGUCUCACUCUCUCUUUCUCUCGCUCUCUCUCUCUCUCGCUCUCCUUUGACUGCGCAGUCCUCAAACAUGGCGGAGACUGAUUGAAAUCUAAGCUUUGAGACACGCCAGAGGGGAGGGGAAAGACACACACACAAAAAAAGGCAGCCCUCGAUUGGAACAAAUAUCAUUGUCCCUGGAGUCUCCUGAUCCUAAGGCAUGCUGGGCAUUGAGGUCACUAAUUGGAUUUAAAACUUGACAAUUACUUGGAAUUGAUGAAUGACGGAGAAAGGGAGAUUGCAGCUUUCAGAGCUGUGAUGGGGACUGAAGUCUAAAUGUGUUUGGACCAGUAUUAAAUCACCAGCAAUUUGUCCUUCACAAAAGCACAAAUCUUUUGAAGGAUUCAGUUCCCAGCUGAUUUGAGUACAUUGACCGUGUGUUCUGGACAAUGAGAAAACCGGGAUCUCAAAAAGUUAUAGAUUGGAAAGAUGGAAAACGACAAAAAUAUGCUCGCAGUGGUCGCCCAUCGAAUACUCCAUCUCCAUAUCAAGGUCAUUUCAGUUGGGACAAAUACCUUAAGGAGACAGGUGCUGUUGCUGCCCCUCCCCAUUGCUUUAAGCAGUCAUUUACUCCUCCUGUAAAUGAGUUCAAGAUCGGAAUGAAGCUGGAAGCUCAGGAUCCUCGGAAUGUCACCUCGACCUGCAUCGCUACGGUUGUUGGAAUCACAGGCGUUCGCCUACGACUGCGUCUCGAUGGCAGUGACAACAAAAACGAUUUCUGGCGGCUGGUGGAUUCGGCUGAAAUUCAACCAAUUGGAAACUGUGAAAAGAAUGCGGGAAUGCUUCAGCCACCUCUAGGAUUUCGACUGAAUGCUUCUUCAUGGCCCAUGUUCUUGCUGAAAACUCUAAGUGGAGCAGAAAUGGCACCUGUCAGAAUAUUUCACAAGGAACCACCAUCACCUUCCCAGAACUUUUACAAAGUGGGGAUGAAACUGGAGGCAGUCGACCGGAAGAAUCCGCAUUUUAUUUGCCCAGCAACGAUUGGAGAAGUGAGAGGGACUGAAGUGUUGGUGACGUUUGACGGAUGGCGAGGGGCUUUCGAUUACUGGUGUCGAUAUGAUUCUCGGGACAUGUUCCCUGUGGGAUGGUGUUCUCUGACCGGAGACAACCUGCAGCCACCAGGCACAAAGGUGGUCAUCUCGAAGAACCUGUCCACGCCGUCGGAGGUGAAUUCAGAGAAACAGAUCAUGCAGACCUCGGUGGAAAACAUUUCGGAGCAACUCACCGUCCAGCGGGGCCGCAAGCCAGGCAGGAAGAGGAGCCGCGUGGGCCAGGCACCUUGUGUGCACAAACCAGAAAUGCAGCACCCUGUCCCCUCGCUCACCAAGCCAGUGGAACCCUUAAAAAUCCCAAAGAAGAGAGGCCCAAAGCCUGGGACCAAGCGGAAACCCCGUGCCCUACAGAAUCCUGUGCCAACUUCCCCUACCUCGAGUACACCAGAACCAGACACGAGUACAGUUCCUCAAGAUGCAGCCACUAUCCCCAGUGCAGCCAUUAUGCAGUCUCCAACAGUCUGUGUUUACUUGAACAAAAAUGGCAAUGCAGGGCCACACCUGGACAGAAAAAAGGUACAGCAACUUCCAGAUCACUUUGGACCUGCUCGGGCUUCAGUCGUCCUGCAACAGGCUGUUCAAGCCUGCAUCGAUUGUGCAUACAACCAGAAAAUGGUGUUCUCCUUUCUGAAGCAAGGUCAUGGUGGAGAGGUGAUAUCUGCCACAUUUGACUGUGAACAGCACACGUUAAACCUGCCAGCUGUAAACAGUGUUGUCUACGCCCUGCGCUUUCUGGAGAAACUGUGUCACAGUCUGCGAUGUGACAACCUCUUUGGGAAUCAGCCUUUCAGUCAGAUCAGUGCAGCUAAUCACAGCACAACCGAGUAUGGAAGUGACCGGUUCAUGCCAGGAAAGACCGAAUCAGCAGGAGCAGCUGUUCAGGGCCCAGGCAGAGGGACAAAAAGAUACACACAAGAUUCCCCACCAUUCAGCGCACCUCUGUCACCCAAACUACCAAAAACCGAUCGGCAUCCUUCAGAAGCUGAAACGUUUGUACUGGAAGAUGUGCACCCAGGUCCCCUGGAACACCGGCUAGAUCCCAUGGAUUCUGCCCUUAAUUCUGUAAAUUCGUCCAGCCUUCCUUGUCGGAAUUCCAGGGAUUUCCGAGCCUUUCGAUCUCUGCAUCACUCAAUGAGCCUAACGCAAAGCAGUGCAGGAACCUUGCGACAGCUUAGUUCUGGAGGCUCUGACAGGUUUAUGGGAGCACGGGAUCCGCCUCGUUUGAUCAGCAGAGAUCCAACCAGCUGGACUGUCGAGGACGUGAUGCAGUUUGUUCGUGAUGCAGACCCACAGUCUCUGGGCCCUCACGCAGACCUAUUUCGAAAGCACGAAAUUGAUGGAAAGGCAUUGCUUUUGUUACGGAGUGAUAUGGUGAUGAAAUAUAUGGGACUGAAGCUGGGGCCAGCCUUGAAGAUUUGCUACCACAUUGACAGACUGAAACAGGGCAAGUUCUGAUUUUGAACUCAUCGUAUCGGAACGUACUUGGAAACUACCAAUCUCCAGAAGGAGCCACUCCCCGCCCCCUAUUGAAAGGAGCACAUUAAUGGGGAUUUACUCACUUCUGGCUCAGCAUUCAAAUGCUCUGUGUCUUUCAGCAAAACAGUGAUACCAGCGGAACAGGAUUUUUCAGUGCUUGAUGACAGGAAAAACUUUGGACUUACAGAUUUUCUACGUAAAGGCUGCAGCCUACAAUGAAAUGUAGCCGCUCUGAAUUUUCAGUAUUGGAUAGGGGAGGUCUCUAUCCAGCUGACAUGAAACAUUUUAGGAAAAUGCUCUCGAUAUUGCUGUUGUGUAGCAGUUGUAUUUCAUUUUACAAGAUUCUUUCAGUUAUGCAUUACUUAUUCCUCCUUACAGUGCGACCGGCUGUAUGUUGUACAAGCAUUUCACUGUGAUUGGCAUCUGCUAGUGACCAAGAAUCACUUUAUGCUAUUUGGUCGCGUCUCUCAUGCAUUUUAAGUGCUGGAAGGAGUUAGUGAGACUCAAAAGCAGUGAUGAAGCGAUGCCUUUUAUUUUUCUUCAGUUUGCUCCAAACAGAGAAGAAAAUUUUAAAAGUAAGUUAAAGGAAUUUUUUAUAUUCUAUAAAUCAAGCUUCUAAACUAAGACUCUGAGGAGAAAAAUAGGGAAGGUGUUGUUAUUCCUUUAAUGACAAAAAGAGUCAGUAUUCUUUUUGUAGCAAGAAUCUAAUUUCUGUACUGCAACACUAUGUACAGUCCCUUUUUCUUUUGCUAAUACACGCUGUAUUUUAUUGUUUCUUCAUUUUUGUGACCAACUCUGAAGUUUUGUACAAAAUAUUAUUUAGCAGAAUUGAACAUGUGGCAUUUGUGGUUUCUACAUUUUUGCAUAUUGCAAAUGCCCAAUUAAUACUGCAAACUAAGUCGAUCCAAGGAAAUCCAUAAUUUAAAUGGCCUCUUUU
Chiloscyllium plagiosum (whitespotted bambooshark) is the source of this 3607-nucleotide messenger RNA. RefSeq names its product polycomb protein SCMH1-like. Gene Ontology annotation, biological process: negative regulation of DNA-templated transcription. NCBI's taxonomy places the organism in Eukaryota, Metazoa, Chordata, Chondrichthyes, Orectolobiformes, Hemiscylliidae. The record is from RefSeq and is a predicted model, not a curated record. Gene Ontology annotation, molecular function: chromatin binding; histone binding. Gene Ontology annotation, cellular component: nucleus.